Molecule: messenger RNA, 1296 nt
Organism: Aspergillus tanneri
Lineage: Eukaryota; Fungi; Ascomycota; Eurotiomycetes; Eurotiales; Aspergillaceae
Gene: fahA
Product: fumarylacetoacetate hydrolase FahA
Exons: 1
Coding region: 1-1296 (431 amino acids)
Biological process (GO): L-phenylalanine catabolic process; homogentisate catabolic process; L-tyrosine catabolic process
Molecular function (GO): fumarylacetoacetase activity
Source: RefSeq, a predicted model, not a curated record
AUGGCUUCCUGGCUGUCAAUUCCCAAGAACUCACCCUUCUCGCUGGCCAACAUCCCCUUUGGCAUCAUCUCCUCCACCAAAGCCCCCACGAGAGCAGCCGCCAUCGCCAUCGGUGACCAUGCUCUGAACCUGAGUGUCUUUGCCUCGUCGGGUGGUUUCUCCCAGCUACCAGCGAUUGAGCCUCAUCUCGGCGUCUUCUCGCAACCCACGUUGAACGCCUUUGCAGCACUGGGUCGUCCCGUGCAUCGCCAAGUUCGCGAGUACAUCCAGACUGUUUUCCGAGCCGACACCCCCUUCCCCCAAGUUCUCAAGGACAAUGCGGCCCUGCAGAAGGAGGCUCUGUUGCCCUUGACGGAGGUGACGAAUCACCUACCCAUGCAGAUCGGUGACUACACCGACUUCUACGCGGGUCUCAACCACGCCUACAACGUGGGCGUGCUCUUCCGAGGACCUGAAAAUGCGCUGCAGCCAAAUUACAAGCAUCUGCCUGUCGCGUAUCACAGCCGAGCAUCCUCUGUCGUCCCAUCCGGCACGCCUAUCCACCGUCCGAACGGGCAGAUCCUGGCCAACCCGGCUGCGAACCCCAAGGUUCCGACCUUCGCUCCCUGCAAGAGACUCGACAUCGAGCUGGAACUGGCAGCGUUUGUCUCCCGACCCAAUAACUUGGGCCAUCCGGUCCCCGUCCACGAAGCCGAAGAUCAUAUCUUCGGUCUUGUGCUUAUGAACGAUUGGUCCGCCCGCGACAUCCAAGCGUGGGAGUACGUCCCUCUUGGCCCGUUCAACGCAAAGAACUUCGCCACCACCAUCACCCCGUGGGUCAUCCUGAUUGAUGCCUUGGAACCCUUCCGGGCCACCGGUCUUGAGCCCGGAGACCGCGACUCUCUACUGCCGUAUCUGCGGGAGAAACGCGCCGCUAAUGCCUACGAUAUUCCUCUGGAAGUGGAGAUCACCAACGCCGGGGGCCAGCCCACGAUGGUGUCUCGAUCCAAUGCCAAGAAUCUCCUGUAUUCGUUCCCGCAAAUGCUGGCGCAUCACACCAUCACGGGGUGUAACAUGAACACGGGUGAUCUGCUGGGCAGCGGGACCAUUUCAGGAAAGGAGCCACAGACGGAGGGCAGUAUCCUGGAGCAGACAAACGGGAAGAAUCCGAUAAAAUUGGCGGAUGGCUCGGAGCGGAUCUUCUUAGAGGAUGGAGACACGGUGGUAUUAAGAGGAAUGGCAGGGACGGAGGGUAAUUACGUGGGAUUCGGGGACUGCACGGGGAAGAUUCUCCCGGCUGUGAAGUUGGAGUUUUAA